This is a messenger RNA of Perca fluviatilis (European perch), 2404 nucleotides long. Its product is annotated as deoxyribonuclease-1-like 1. The record is from RefSeq and is a predicted model, not a curated record. Gene Ontology annotation, molecular function: DNA nuclease activity. Gene Ontology annotation, cellular component: nucleus. The transcript is spliced from 9 exons. Bases 1457 to 2245 code for a protein of 262 amino acids. Gene Ontology annotation, biological process: DNA catabolic process. Lineage: Eukaryota; Metazoa; Chordata; Actinopteri; Perciformes; Percidae.
ACAUUAAUGUUGGUCCAAACACAAGUUAGUACUCAGCCUGACACCGGCCCUCCAUCCCGUCCCAUGAUGCUUUGCUCCUAAAAACAUUCCACCUCCAACAGCAGAGGAGCGGAGAAGUAUCCCAGCAUCCUGGGACGCAGCAGUCCCGCUAAACAAACUUUGUAUUGAGCACAAAAACCCCCCACGUGCAUCUAUAAAACUGUUCUCUCCAUUAUGUGUAAUGUAUUUGGUGCAAAACUAGCAUCACUGCUCAGCGGUAAAUAAAUCCUCGUGUUCUCACAGUGAGACAAAUCCCAGAAAGAAAUGCGUCCCCAACUUCAGCCGCUAAACUUGAUAAAAAUAAAUGAUUUAUUUAGUAAUCUAUUGAUGAGUAAGAGGCUGGUUGUCAAUGGAUGUUUGUGAAUUCAGAACCCGCCUUAAAUAAUCAGCCAUUACAUUUCUAUGGCAACUUGAAUAAAUCAAUACAUUGCCAAGACAACUAAGAAUGAGGCAAAGUUUAGGUGAGCUUUUGAUUUUCUUUCAAUUGUGAGAACAGAAAACCAUGAUGUUUUUCAUAUUUGAUGUAAUUAAAUAAAUAUAAUGUUAAAAUUAUAUUCUGUUUCUUUGGUUAUUCGAAAGCAGCUUGAAGAUGGAUUUGUUAAUCAUGGAUGUAGUUAUCUUGAGUUACAGUGUGCUCUUAUUUUGAAAUAAAGGCAAAUUGAUUAGGUUGUAAGUAGGAUUAAUUAUGUUUAAAUUAGGGCUGCACCUUCUUAGUCCAUUAGGCCGCUAGUGGUCUUAGUCGGCUAAGAUUUCUUUAGUCGAUUUUUUUUUUUUGAGUGUGAAUGGUUUUUGAUGUCUUUAGGUUCAGGUUCAGCUAGCUCCACUUCUACAACAGUAAAAAGCUGCUUUCACAUCCAUGUAUCCGUGUCCUGUGAUCAAUAGAGUUUGAUCUUUUUAAUUUACAGUAAAUUGGUAUAUUCAUGCAGACUAGAUGACAUCCACAAUAUCUACCAGCCAUCUGUUUAUAAUAUUAAUGCACUUUUAUUUUAAACAGCAGUAACACAACUGUGUGUGGGUGUUGUGUAAACAUGUAAACAUGUUCUAGUACAAAUGCAAGUAUAAUCCUGAAAAUGCUAUAUAAUAGUUGCCCUUUAAAAUUGUUCUUCUGAACAGUUUCAGUAUAGGUCCCAAAUGUACUCUGUUACAUCCCACCGCUGCUGGCAGGAAAGAAAAGGGAUGUACAGCAUUUCCUCAACAACUUUUUUCGCAGGUAUUUACAUGAAUUUAGCGGCAGGUAUUUACAUGAAUUUAACAGCAAUCAUUUUAAUUGCUGUUUUGGCUAGCAGAGAAACUUCCUGUCUGUCAGGGUUAUCCUGACUGUUUAGUGCAGAGACAAUCAGUCCCGUCUGUCUGCUGCCACAGAAACUACCUCUGCUGCUGUUACAUUCAUUUGGUUUGACUCAAACUGAUCGUCAAAAUGAAGAUUGCAGCGUUCAACGUCAAGAGACUGGGAUGGACAAAAGUCAACAAAGCCGCCGUGAGGAACAAUCUUAUCAAGAUUGUGUCUCGGUACAGUGUGGUGGUGAUACUGGAGGUGAUGGAUAAGAGCGGUAAAGCCAUGAAUAUGUUCCUUACAGAACUCAACAAGCACGGAACUCACCCAUACCUGAUGGAAUGCAGUGAGUCUCUGGGACGAAGAACCCACAGGGAGAAGUUUGUCUACUUCUACAGAGAGGAUGAGGUGAAGAUGAUCAAGUCCUACCAGUACGAAGAAAAAACGGACGUGCUCGCCAGAGAACCUUACAUUCUGCAGUUCAAGUGCCCAAAUACAGGUGUGUUUGUGCUUACAGUUGUGCAGAAUCUGGUGCUGAUCCCAGUCCAUACUAAACCAGUGGACGCAGAGGCAGAGCUGAACGCUCUGCAUGAUGUGGUCACUGCUGUGAAGAGAAGAUGGAGGAAUUAUAACAUUAUGAUUUUGGGGGACUUUAAUGCAGAUGGACGUUAUCUUUCCGAUGAACAGAAGAGAAGGAUCCGCAUCCGCUCUGCCUACUACUAUUGGCUGAUAGGUGAUGAUGUCGACACCACGACGAGCAACUCUAACGAUCACACCUACGACAGGAUUGUGGUGUAUCAUAAGAUGCUUGAAGCGGUCGUCCCUGAGUCAGCUAGACAUUUCAACUUCCAGAGGGCUUACCGCCUGUCUGAUGCCGACGCGGGAGCCAUCAGCGACCACUACCCUGUGGAGGUGGAGCUUCGGAAGAAUUAACAUCAACAAAGGAGAAAAAUACACAUUUUUACUUGUUUUACUGACACUGUAUCAGUAAUGUAAUACAGGGAUACAGAAAUGUAGUAGAGUAAAACAUACAAUAUUUCCCUCUGAAAUGCACUGGAGUAUACUGUAAGUAAAAUGGAAUUACUCAUGUUA